GACACCUCCGGAGAAGGGAAAAAAGAAAAUCCAAGGACGUUUCCGAUGAGAGGAGUGGGCGGUCCAUUGCUCUGCAUCGGCGAUCUCCUGAGCGACGUCGCCGCCGACGACAGUGGAGAUUCCGGUAGCCAAGAAGGUUCUCCUCCUUCUUCUCCAACUGUGGCUUCCGGCAAUCCCGUCCACCCGUCUCAUCUCCACCAAUUGUUCGAGGAGAACUAUGAUCAGUUGGUCAAGUCACUGUCAGGGCAUGAUCACUCAUGGACUGGUUUAACACUGAAGCUCUGCAGUGCUCUAAAGACAGCAGAUAAAUUGGUGAGUUCGGCCAAUGCAAACUCUAGCUUGCUACUAGAAAAGGUGGAAAUGCUCGAGAGUAUUAUAAAGCGUGGUGACUCAGCUGUAGAAGCUGCAAAAGCCAUCCCCAACAUGCAAACGGGAAAUUCCUUGACUUCUUUGUGAUGACGGAUAGCUAUCUGAAAUCUUUAAUAAGUUUGUUUCUCUCAUUAUAUUAAGUCAUAAUUAAUCAUUGGUUGAUUUUGAAGUCAAGAUUUGAAUUAGUCAUAUUGUUCUUAUGCUAAGUUUUGACCCAAGAAAAACAGAAGUUUUCGUCUGUAAUGCUUCUUCAGUUUUUCUCUUUUAUAUGGCUUAUUUUCUCC
Molecule: messenger RNA, 653 nt
Organism: Dioscorea cayenensis subsp. rotundata (Guinea yam)
Lineage: Eukaryota; Viridiplantae; Streptophyta; Magnoliopsida; Dioscoreales; Dioscoreaceae
Exons: 4
Coding region: 46-456 (136 amino acids)
Source: RefSeq, a predicted model, not a curated record